This is a messenger RNA of Aquila chrysaetos chrysaetos, 2069 nucleotides long. It is a transcript of the gene METTL15, whose product is annotated as methyltransferase like 15. Bases 649 to 1956 code for a protein of 435 amino acids. Gene Ontology annotation, biological process: rRNA base methylation. The transcript is spliced from 7 exons. The record is from RefSeq and is a predicted model, not a curated record. Gene Ontology annotation, molecular function: rRNA (cytosine-N4-)-methyltransferase activity. Lineage: Eukaryota; Metazoa; Chordata; Aves; Accipitriformes; Accipitridae.
UCUCGCGUCCCGGCGGCCUGGUCGGGGCGGGGAGCAGGGAAGAACCUUCGGCCUCCUCCUCCCGCGCACCGCCGCGGGGCCUGGCCUGGCCUGCGGUGUGGGCUGCGCGCCGCUCCUCCGGUCGCCUCUGGGAAAAGGUGUUACGGAGUCGAGUUUUUGUUCCCCGGCUGCCUUUACUGUCCGCUUCGGUGCAAGUCCUGCUCUGUCGGCGGCUGCCUUGGACUGUGCCCGAAUGCAACUUAAGAUGCGUGUUGUAAGAAAGUACGCUUUCUGCUCACUUCUGAGGAAAAAAGCCCCAGUUGUGCAGAAUGAUCUUGGUUGUGAGCAAAGCGUGUCCCUAGGGCUAACAACACAUGGGGUCGUGCCAUCGUAGGGCAGUGUGAGUUGGAUGAUGAUUGUUGGUGUUCAACGCUGUUCAUAGAAUGUUUUCUGUAGAGGCUUUGUGGUUUGUUGCAAAACCUGAGGGCUGUGGUAUGUCUGUGCAAGGUUGUAGAGUGAUACGUGAUGCCAAAUUUAAGCUAAGGGGAAAUACUGCCCAGCUGGGGCUUAAAUUACCAGGAGAAUGAUUUUUCCAGAGGUGCUGACUCAACGUCUUCCUAUCUGCAGGGAAAAUACGUGAAGCCUCUGGCUAGGUGGAUCAACUCCAAAAUGUUAUCUCAGUGUCUGUGCGAAGUUUACAAAUGUUUGUUUCUGCGCAACUUAAAACUGAAUUCCAUAAAUGUGGCUACUUUGGCCAGAAGGAUCCAUUUUUCCGCAAAAAAGCUUUCUGACUGUGAGCUAAAGGAGCAAACUGUCCAGAAAUGUGAAACUGAAGAGUUGCCUCAAAGUACGGAAAACAGUAAUUUUGGAAGAUUGCACAUACCAGUGAUGCUGGAGGAGGUUGUUAAUUGUAUAUCCCCCCAGCCAGGUCAGUGUUUCCUUGAUAUGACGUUUGGAGCCGGAGGUCAUACUACAGCUCUUCUAGAGAAAGCCAGCGACAUUACAAUAUACGCACUAGACAGGGACCCCACAGCUUAUAAAAUAGCUCAGCAGCUUUCAGAAUCAUACCCGAUCCUAUAUCUUAAGUCACUGAGCUACAAGAUUAUUAAAGCUCAAGCUGCAGAAAUAUGCCCAAAGAUAUGGUUGGAAGAGGAGAAUAGGAAACAGAUUCGAGCUCUUCUAGGACAAUUUAGCCAGUCAGAGGCUUUGUUAAUCUCCUCUGGAGUUGAGCCAGGGACUCUAGAUGGAGUCCUCUUGGAUGCUGGCUGUUCUUCCAUGCAAUUUGAUACACCCGAAAGAGGUUUUUCCCUGCAGAAGGACGGACCUUUGGACAUGAGGAUGGAUAGUGACAGGUACCCUGACAUGCCCACUGCUGCUGAUGUUGUGAAUGCUUUAGAUCAACAGGCGCUUGCGUCCAUCCUGAGAACAUACGGGGAGGAGAGGCACGCCAAGAAAAUCGCUUCAGCCAUCGUUCAGGCACGCAGCAUAUACCCCAUCACCAGAACUCAGCAGCUUGCAAGCAUUGUUGCAGGUGCUUUUCCAGCAUCAGCACUGUAUGCACGAAAAGACUUGCUUCAGAGACCUACGCAUGUUGCUACCAAAACUUUUCAAGGCCUGCGAAUAUUUGUAAACGAUGAGCUCCAUGAACUCUUUAUAGGGCUGAAGACAGCUGAGAAGUUUCUAAAACCUGGAGGUCGCCUUGUAGCUCUCUCCUUUCAUUCACUAGAAGAUCGUAUUAUCAAACGUUUUCUUCAUGGAAUAGACAUGACAGAAAAGUACAAUCUUAGCUCAAGGCAGAAGAUAAGACAGGGUCUGAAAAAUUGCUCCAGAAAAGAAGAUGCACAAGAAUCUCCCCAUGGAAAAUCCAACUCAAAGUGGAUUUUGUUACAGAAAAAAGUUCUGACACCCCAGGCCAAGGAUAUUCAAACAAACCCAAGAGGAAGGUCGGCCAAGCUAAGAGCUGCUAUUAAACUCUAAAGCAAAAUAUAUGAUUAUAUAAUUGUAUAAUUUCCUUAAAUUUUGUUUUCCAGAAGGCUAACUGGACAGAUAGUAUCAAUCUGAAAAAAUAAAAUGAAGUCUGUUAGAAAACA